UAAAAACAAAGAUGGCGGCCCCCACGAGAGAAAAAGUGCAAGAAUUGAUAGCAGAGAAAGACUCAAUUGAAAGGGAAAUCAAGGAGUUGUAUGAUGUUUUAGAAUCGCAAGGUAAUGUUGGAAUGGACGGCCCAUUGAUUGAUUCAGAAGGAUAUCCACGUAAUGACAUUGAUGUCUACAGUGCCAGGACAGCAAGACACAGAAUCAUAUGUCUGCAGAACGAUCACAAAGCACUGAUGGUAAAUAUUGAGAACAGUCUUCAUGAUCUUCAUUCCUACGAGAGACAGCAAAGAGAACAAGGAGAGUCUUUACCAACAAAUGGAGCAAGUACAGCGGCCAUUGCUCUCAUCCCAUUUGCCUCUAUUGAUCUGGUCUCUGAAGGCUCACCUGCUGCUAAUGCUGGAUUGCUGGUUGGUGAUGAGAUAAUUGAGUUUGGCUCUAUCUGUACGUCCAAUUUCAAGUCAUUGCAGGACAUAGCAACAGUUGUGCGUCACAGCCAGGGGCGUUCAGUAAGAGUUGUUACCCUGCGUGAGGGUAAGGAGGUUCCCCUGUCAUUAAAACCUCAGACAUGGAGUGGGCGUGGCCUUUUAGGGUGCAAUAUAGUUCCCUUGCAGAAAUGAAAUCUCUAUGCAGUAUUUGGUGUAUUGAGCCUCAUCAUGUUCUCUUCAACUAGUGGUGAUGAUCUACACCAAUCACUACAGUCAUUUUGGAUACAUGUACAAACAUUUGAAGAGUAGAUAGAUGAUGGACACAAAAGAAGAGUAGUGUGUGUCUUCUGCUAAUGGAACUAUGGAUAGCCUGGACACCUGAGGAAACAUGUGAACUAGAGCUCUUGAUAUGAGUCAGAAACACCAUUGUAAACCUCUACACUUCCAUAAUAAGAUUCUUAGUUGUUUGACCUGCAGCACCUAAUUUUAUUUUAUUUUAUGCAAGUCGCCAGAAACACAAGGCCUGAAGGCCACUUCAAGGUGUGGGCUACG
Asterias rubens (European starfish) is the source of this 980-nucleotide messenger RNA. Its product is annotated as 26S proteasome non-ATPase regulatory subunit 9-like. The transcript is spliced from 6 exons. The record is from RefSeq and is a predicted model, not a curated record. The coding region runs from base 12 to 620 and encodes 202 amino acids. Gene Ontology annotation, biological process: proteasome regulatory particle assembly. Gene Ontology annotation, molecular function: protein binding. Lineage: Eukaryota; Metazoa; Echinodermata; Asteroidea; Forcipulatida; Asteriidae. Gene Ontology annotation, cellular component: cytoplasm; nucleus.